CAGGAUCUGGUUUUAAUCAGAUUGUGUUCAUAUAUGAGACAUUUUGAACAUGAUAAUACUUAUUUGUAUUACAUGUAAGUACCACCGUGUAUCCUAAUGCAAAACAGUCAGAAAUACACACAGAAAAAAUAAAAUAAAAAAUAUAUACAUGUACAGAACAACACUACAUGUAAUAAUAGUAAAGGUAGUAUAAGUACAUAUGAUUAACUCCACUGUAAUGCAAAAGAUACCACGGGACGGUGCAUUGGUACUAGAUCAACAUGUCAUGUUUAUAAUGAGUGCAUAUGUGCAAUAUGGUUUCAUAUGGUUCAUACAUGUAUAAUAUACAGCAAUACUAGUAGUAUGAGCUUAGACAAUGUACAUAACAUGAGACUAGUAGUAUGAGCUUAUACAAUGUACAUAACAUGAGACUAGUAGUAUGAGCUUAGACAAUGUACAUAACAUGAGACUAGUAGUAUGAGCUUAGACAAUGUACAUAACAUGAGACAUUACUUGAUGUAAUAUAUGCAAGUACCAUCGUGUAUCCUAAUGCAAAACAGUCAGAAAUGCACACAGGAAGAAAAUAAUAACAAUAUAUGCAAUGACACAUAAUAAUAGUAAAAGACACGUAGUACAAGUACAUAUGAUUGACUGUAUACAUAACGAGUUAAUUUUUUGGGAGUACUUUCUCAAAAUUUUGCACUCUGAUGUGUAGCUGAGUUUUACUUGCAAGUUAUUUAAGAGAUUUAAAGUAGGUCAAUGAACCUAACAUUUACAGCGCAAAAUAAUCUAUUUUUAUAAACGGUGUUUUCCAUCACUUGAGGUCGGGGAAAUUCAAUAGGGGGAAUUCCAACGUAUGUUGUGAACUUUACAAAGAUGACCUGCUUACCUUCCUAAGGACAGCACAUACUGAAUCAGAAACAUGGCGGAUGAAAACCCACAAUUGCAGUCUAUUUUGGUCUUUCUCGUGAAUAUAUCCAGUAAGAUCGAUAAAAUAGAACGUGAUAUCUGCGCAUUAAGAGGAGAGAGAACGCAGAAUGACCCACGAUUACAGCAAGGUCAGGAAGAAUCUACGGAACAGCCAAACCCGGACGAGAAGACGGAAGACGGAAACAAAGUCGACAUCAAGGGAAGAAACAGCGCAUCGGGUAGAACAGUUAUGUUCGGAUCACGUGGAUCUGAAGACGGUAUAAGCGGAAGUGAAGAUAUUCAUCGGGAAUGUCUUCAGGAAAACCUCCAACUUAUGUCGGACAACAUGGUGUUAAAACGCGUCGUGUUAUUAGACGAACUGGUGGAAAAUGGCUGUCUAACCGAAAACGAGACUGCUGACAUUCUUGAAUUCGAGAAGAGAAAGGACCAAACUAGAAAACUUGCGGUAACCAUCAGCAAACGAAGCCGAGAAAAGUUUAGCUUGUUUUUGGAGGUAUUGAAAAGAUCAGAAAAUUACCCGUGCAUUGCAGACCAGAUGGAGGAAUCUUACAAUAUCAAAGUGGAGGAAAGCAGAAGAAAACGGGAAUGCAUUCAAUGCUACAUGGUCCGCAACGUUGACUUGCGAGACAUCUUAGAUUUAUUAUGUUCCCAAUUUGUUGUUGAUCUCGAGUUUGUCAACGAUGUGAUAUCAUGUGAAAACAGAAAUACUGCAAGAAAGGAGAGCCUUUGGAAGCAUUUAUUUGACAUACUAAAUACCUCUGCAGAUGCAGGCAGAUAUAGAAAAGUAUUCAAGGAAUCCCUCGGAAGGAAAUACGAUCACAUCGCUGUCAAAUUGUCGGCGAAGAAUAAGAUAAGAUGUAGGUGUAAAGCUACUGAAGCAAAGAAAAUUGUACGAAUUGAAAAUAUGUCUUGGCCGAGUGGUAGUGUUACAACGGACGAGAGAAGCACCACUUCGACAGCUAUCAGACAAAAGCUUCAUCCGGGUACCCUAUCUGCGUUUAGUGCCAUUUCUGAAAGCGUCUCAGAUGUUAGCAACGACGGUUUGUCAUGCAAUAUACCACGCACUAUCGAGUGGCUGGAGAGCGUACAAACGGAACAGGAAGAGUUUCCUAUAUGUGAAUGCAAAUCCGAUAUUAGCAAUUCCAUGGACCAUGACCAUUCGGACAUACCUUUGAUUGCCCUUCCAAAAGAAAGGAGCCGUUAACUUGCGGCGAUUGGUGACGGCCUUCUCAUGGAAGCAGGGAUAGAGGCAAGCAUAGAAGAACAACACAAGAGAAGCCUGUAUGUCGAUAGUGGUAACGCUUUAGAUACCACAGCUCAGGUGCAUAUGGAAACUGUACAAACAGGAGCAAGUAAGAAAGAAAGAAAAUCAGCAAAGAAGAAAAAGAAAAAACGGAAGAGAACCCAAUCUGAACCGGUCGCAAAAUUACAGGAAGAGGAAAACGAAGUCGACUCAAAGAUGAUGUCUAGGUCAUUGUCUCAGGGUUCUGUGCAAACUAAACGCACGAUUGGGGAUCGUCUUUUCAUCAACAUUCCAACCAUUGACAAUACGGAGGACUGUGCUAUAAAACCUUGUUGUGAAACCUCUACAGAGAACAGGUCUCAAAUGGACCCCAAAGUAUUAACACCACCACGACAAGUAUCUUCUUUAACGAAGGUCGGAUGCUGCAAUAAACGUGGAAAUAACAAAAAGAAGAAAAUGAAACAUAGUUGACAAUUUAGCUGAUUGAUUGAUUUUAUAUUGCUUAACGUCCCUCUCGAGAAUACAAUUUAGCUGAAGACAAAACUAAUUGAUCAUGAAACUAGGAGAGACCCAGUUGACAACAAAAAUAACGGAUUCGGAACAUCCGUUGCAAUAUAAAGUUCCGUUACAUACGUCUUUUUUUAGGUGACCUGUUGCAAUUGUCUGCGUCCGUCGUCGUGCGUAACUUUCUUUCUGAUAACUAUCAUUCAAAUUCUUUUCAAAUUUGAUAUGAAGCAUCUUUGGGACAAGGAGGCAUCAAUUGUAAAUACCAGGACGCCUGCACCCCUGGGGCCUUAAAGGGGCAUGGACCCGAUUUGAGCUGAACAUUUUCAAAUUAUAUUUUUCCAUUUUUAAUGUUUAGAAUAUUUAACUAAAUUAUUUAUAAUGGUCAGCAAAAAUUUGAAUGUCAGUUGUCAAGGUACAUGGGAGAUGCAGAGCUCACAAAUCUUUGUUAUGUAAACAAGGAUCGUGCCAUGCCUUUGAUUAAAUAGGGUAAAUAUACUCGUAAAAGUUCGUUUAAAACAGAUUUUGUCAAUUUACAAGUUAAUUCUGAGCACAAUUAAAUAUUUUCUAGUGUUUGGCACAUCUCAUUUUGUUUAAAACAUGCUGUUUUCUAUUAAGUAAUCUAUAUGUAAACAAAACAUGGCACGAGCCUUGUUUACAUGACAAAGAAUUGUGAGUGUUGUAUCUCACAUGUAACUGAACAACUGAUAUUCAAAUUUUGGUUGACCAUUCGAAAUACUUUAGCUAAGCAUAGUAAACAAUAAAGAUGGAAAAAUAAAAUUUUGAAAAUUAGAGUUAAAAUCGUGUCUAUGCCCCUUUGAGGGCAAGGAAAAACUGCCAAAAAUUAAACAUUUUUUCAAAUAUCUUCUCUACAACCACACGUGUAAGAAAAGCUAAAAGCAUAGUGAUGUAGAUCACAAAAGCCUAUACCGAAAUUGUAAACUUCAUGAUCCCAGGAAUAUAGUUUCUGACUCCAGGACGAGGCCAAACUAAGUGUGUGGUGUUUAUGUGUAAAAUAUUUUUAAAAAAUCUUUAAUGCUAUUGAUAUUAGAUUGAAACUAAAUGGGUAUUUAGAAUGAGCAGGUAGCUCUUUACCAAAAUUGCAAAUUUCAUGAUCCUAAGGGGAAAGGGUUUCUGUCGGUUCCAGGGUGGAGGCAAAAUUAUUAGAGUGAUUAUUGCCUUUGCCAUUGGUAAGACAUCUUUUAAAUUUGCUGAUACAGUAUAAAAACUAAAUGUAUGUUUAGGAAAAGCACAAAAGGAUGUACCCAAAUUGUAAAUUUCGCAUCCCUUGGACGGGUCCAAAUUAGUCAUAUUGUGUUAAUGUUGCAUGUAUUGUAUCACGUAAGGCCUUUCAUCAGUAUAGGCACUUUCGAGGGCAUUUAAGACCAAAUUUUGUUUUAUACUGCUGCUGAAUAUUAAAAUUUAGCUUAGCUAUUCAGAA
Molecule: messenger RNA, 4097 nt
Organism: Ostrea edulis (European flat oyster)
Lineage: Eukaryota; Metazoa; Mollusca; Bivalvia; Ostreida; Ostreidae
Exons: 4
Coding region: 902-2113 (403 amino acids)
Biological process (GO): regulation of apoptotic process
Source: RefSeq, a predicted model, not a curated record